GCGGCGGACUACGGGCGCUUCCAAUGUUUAUGGAUCCCGUGUCAGGAUUUGGUCACGGAUGUCCAGCAUGUUUUCGUGUUUGAACUUGCGGCAGGCAUGGGCAUUCUGUGAUCCUUUCCCCUACUCGCUCGACUUCAUCCCAGCAUGCAAGUUUGGUUUAGACCCGCCGAUCGCAAUCACGGCCAUUUUGACAUUGGUUAUGUCUGUGUGCUGAUAAGAUUAGAUCUUGCAUGCCGGAGCGCCAAGUGAGCAACCCGAGAAUCCAAAGAUAGGCAGCUUCGCCAGCUCCUGGAUUUAUAACGCCAUGUUCGCAGGGCCGGGAGCCGCACGGCCAGCCGCCUGCUGCUCACUAUCGCCGUUCUCCCAUGUCGCAGGCCCCGGUAGAGUCGCCAGUCCCACCACCGGCCGUCGACGAACGGCAGCCGCUGCUCACGAGUGUCGAGGAGGAUCCCGAGGAGCAGCUGGACGAUGUCGACAUUCCUCUUGAGAAGAAGAGUAGCUUGUGGACGUAUAGCUGGUAUGCGGUGUUGACAGUGCUGGUGGGAGUCGCGCUGGGCUUCUUCAUCAAGGGCUUCAUAGAUGCGGACGAUGUCGAGUUUGACCUAGGCAAGGCGCUGAAGAGUGCACUAGGUGGCGGGUUGAGUGGUGCUGCAGCCAUGGUGCUGCAAGUGUUCACGCUCAUGCCCCUCCGCACGGUCAUGAACUACCAAUACCGCUACGGCGCGACCACGACCGAGGCGAUCAAGACCUUGUACGCCGACGGCGGCUGGACGCGCUACUACCAGGGGCUCACCGCCGCGCUCAUCCAGGGCCCCGUCUCGCGCUUCGGCGACACCGCCGCGAACGCGGGCAUCCUCGCGCUCCUGCAGAGCAACUCCUUCAUGAAGCGUCUGCCCGCGCUCGUGAAGACGGUCUUCGCGAGCAUCGCCGCUGCGCUCUUCCGCAUGAUCCUCACGCCCGUCGACACCGUCAAGACGACGCUCCAGACGGAGGGCAAGCCUGGGCUCGCGCUCAUCCGCGCCAAAAUCCGGCGGUACGGCGUCGGCGCGCUGUGGUAUGGCGCAUGGGCGACCGCGGCGGCGACGUUCGUCGGGCACUACCCGUGGUUCGGUACAUACAACGGGCUGGAUGAGGCGCUCCCGAAGCCGAACACGCUGUUUGAAAAGCUCGCCCGCCAGGCGUUCAUCGGCUUCUGCGCGUCGGUCGUGUCCGACACGAUCUCGAACUCGCUCCGUGUGGUGAAGACGUACCGCCAGGUGCACCGCGCCCGCGUGGGCUAUAUGGAGUCGGCGCGCGCUGUGAUUGCCACGGAUGGGCUGAAGGGCCUGUUCGGCCGCGGCUUGAAGACGAGGAUACUGGCGAAUGGUUUGCAGGGACUGAUGUUUUCGAUCCUCUGGAAGCUCUUCCUGGACCUGUGGAACGAAAAGACGAAGUAGAUGGCUGCCGAGUGGUGCUAUAUGAUAUGUUCGACUGUUCCUCUUGCUGUACCGUCUUGUAACGUGACUAUAUGCGCUGAAUCUCACACGUAGUGAGGGACCAGCUACUCAUAGCUGACAAGUCUAGUCAGUGAGGAUAGAGUCUGCGUGUGUCGUCUCCGUGGGUAGUCGUGAAGGUGGUGGGUAAGAGGUAAGAAGGGGGAGCUGCACGACAGGCCCAAAUGGCAAUGAA
Messenger RNA from Fomitopsis serialis, 1668 nucleotides. Its product is annotated as mitochondrial carrier. NCBI's taxonomy places the organism in Eukaryota, Fungi, Basidiomycota, Agaricomycetes, Polyporales, Fomitopsidaceae. The record is from RefSeq and is a predicted model, not a curated record. Bases 366 to 1436 code for a protein of 356 amino acids. The transcript is spliced from 4 exons.